UGUGAUUCUUGUAAUCAAGGAAAAAAUGUUCUAAACUGACUAAUUAAAUAAAAAUUUCAAAAAAACCACCCCAACACUGCUUAAUUACUGACCAAAAAAAGUUUAGAGAGCUCAGAUUCGAUGAAAGUUUAGAAGCUGGAUUGUAAGGGACUGAAGAGUAAGUGGGUGCUGCUGAGGAGGUGGAGCUGUUGAAUUAGGGAAAGGAAGAAGAGCCUGAAGGUUUGGCAGGGCCAAGGGAAUGGUUUUUUCCAGGAAUGGGGGGAGAAGAAAGAGUAGAGAUAAGAGAGAAAGAAAGAGGGAAGAGAGCUUUCAGAGGAAACGAGAGGGGACAGGACCAGGUUGCCAAGGAGAUAGCUUAGCUCUGAUGAAAAGAAGGGUUCAGGUCUCCUUUGAAACUGGAACAAAGGGGGAGAUGACUAAAAGCAUGGAAGGACUUGGAAGGUGUGAAGGGAGGGGAAGGAGCUCAGCUCUGAGGGCCUCUAUUUCUCAGUAAAACAAGAGGUGAGGCCAUCUGAGAAAGGAGAAAAGGGUUGGCUGGGCUGGUGUUGGGAGUUCAGGAGAGAAGUUUAGAAUAGUGGUGGGGGUGGUAGCUUUUUAUGGAUUGCUAUGCAGGAAUGGGGGCUCCAUUGAAUGUAGGUAAUAGGAAUUUGUAGUGUGCCCGGUCAAAAUGUUUUCGUGACUUCCUCUGUCAGGCCCAGCAACUCUGAAAUGGGGACAGGUCAUGGGCUUGAGGGGCAGUGACCCUGGGCUGAAGCUUGUGAAAUGCGACUGAUUGGCAGGGAAUGAACCAUAGAAGGAUAAGGGCCCAAAGGAUUCGGAAGGGUAGAUAAAGUAGGCUAACUUGCAGUUUGUUUUUCCUUCUAUGCUAUUUUCUUUUUAGUUCCAAUUUCUCUCCCUCCCCCCAUUACACAUGUGAAGUUAUGUGAAACCAGCUCCCACUUUCUCCAUGUUCUGCACUCUGUGUGCGUCCUGCAGCCCUCCAGCAUUUUUCAUCGUGAGCCCUUUGCAACUGUGGUGGGUUGUUGUGCUGGUCGAUUCCUAAGCCUUUCACAGUUGGUAUCUUGACAGUUUUUUUGGUAUUGUAUGACUUGAUCUCCUGGUCCCACUCGCUUCACUUUGCAUCAGUUCAUACAAGCCUUAGCAGGUAUUUCUGAACCCAUCGACUUUUCUAAAACAAAUUAAGCCCCUCACCUUCUACCUUAGAGUCACUGCUGUGUAUUGGUUCCAAGGCAGGGGCCUAGAAACUAGGGUUAGCCAAUGGGGGUGAAGGGACCUGCCCAGGGUCACCCAGCUGGGAAGUGUCUGAGGCCAGAUUGGAACCCAGGAUCUCCCUUCUCUAGGCCUGGCUCUCCAUCCACUGAGCUACCAGCUGCAUGGCCCAUUGCCUUUUUACAGCAUGAUAGUAUUCCAUUAUGCUCACAGAGCAGAACUUGCUAAACUGUCCCCCAGUUUAUUGGCAUCCUCUCACUUUCCAGUUCUUUGGCACCAUACAGAGCUGCUCUGAAGCUUUUUGUACACCCUUCUUAGGUCUCUUUGGGGUCUAGGGGAGUACUGUUGCUGGCCCAGUGUGUGGGCUCGAGUAUGGACCGAGUUCCAAGUUGUCCUCCACAAUGGUUCUGUGAAUUUGGUCCUGUUUCCUCCCGCACUCCUCGAGCAUUUGGCAUUUUCCUUUUGUGUUCCCUCAGCCAGUGCCAAGGCUGUGAGGGGAUACUGCAGAGCUGUUUUCAUUUGUGUUCCUUUAAUCAUACAAGAUCUAGAGCAUUUUUCACGUAACUACAGGAAAGUACCUUGUGGGACUUGUUCAUGGUAGGGAUUUGUGGAGGCUGGAAGGAGGUGUGGUGACCUGGGAGGAAAUGAGAGGCUUCUUGUCCACCAUCUUUUCCCCUCUGCAGUCUUGAAGCACAGGCCUAGCUGUGUCGCUCCCCCCAGCAAGUCUCAGUGGCUCCCUGUUGCCUCUAGGACAGAAGACUGCACUUCUCCUCAUCUGGCUGCAGCCUACCUUUGGGCUCUUCUUCUAUGUCACUACCUAACCUGCCCACAGGCAGCUGGUGCCUUCCUGCUGUUCCUCGAGCUUCUUUUUGCAGCACCUGAAGAUCUUGUUCUGUCCCCCUCACUUCUGCUUCUGAGGAUCUUGAGGCUGGGAGCCUUUCCUGAUCUCCUAGCCGUUAGCCCUCUUGAGUGUCUUCAGCCAAAAGCUUGCUCUGGGAGGGCUGAGCCUGCUUUGGGUUUCUUCUUGCCAUGUCCAGCUCCUGGCACAGAGCUUUACGGCCAGUGGACACUUCCUAACUGCCGUUUGAAUGCACCGAGUCGAUGGUUGAGGGAUCAGAAGAAGGCAGAGGGCCAAAGAGUAGCUUCGAGAAAAGGAAAGCAGGGACUCCCACGCACCACUGGACUGUCGGAAUCAUUUGCUGUUGGAACCUGCCAAUCCAGAUGUUUCUGCGCCUUGAUGAGUCUCCCCUUGGGACUAGGGGGACGUCAGGGACUUUCCAGGAAAGUUCUCGGUCCCUGGGCAUCCCUGACAGUUGGCCUGGACUUAGCCCUUCCUCCUAUCACCGUUUCCCACAUCAGUGCUCAUCAGGCCCCAGAAGGGAGUUUUAUCUGUGACCUUUUUUCACCUCUACGUGGUGGUGUUCACAUCGUACUGGCCGCUGACUGUGCUCACAAUUAUUUGGAUGAUUUUUGACUGGAAGACCCCGCAGCGAGGUGGUCGACGGUCACAAUGGAUAAGGAGUUGGCGCCUAUGGAAGGAAUACCGAGACUAUUUUCCACUCAAGCUGGUGAAGACUCAUGAAUUAUCCCCCAAGCACAAUUACAUCAUCGCUUCUCACCCCCACGGGAUCCUGGCCCACAGCAGUUUUUGCCACUUUGCCACUGAGGCCUCCGACUUCUCCAAGGUCUUUCCCGGCAUCACCCCGUACACACUCACAUUGGGAGCUUUCUUUUGGGUGCCCAUCCUUAGGGAGUAUGUGAUGUCCAGUGGAGCGUGCUCUGUGAGCAAAGCCUCCAUGGAUUACCUGCUGACUGGCGAAGGUCGAGGCAAUGCUGUUGUGGUGGUGGUGGGUGGCCUGGCCGAAUGCCGUUAUGGCAGGCCGGGCUUCUCCAAGCUUGUCCUGAAGAGACGUGUGGGCUUUGUACGCAUGGCCCUCCAGCACGGGGUGGCCUUGGUCCCCUCGUAUUCCUUUGGAGAAAAUGAACUCUACGAUCAGUACAUCUUCCCUCGGGGAGGCUGGGUCCGCCACUUCCAGGUGGGGUUCCAGAGGUUGGUGCACGUCUACCCCUGUGCCUUCUAUGGCCGUGGCUUCACCGAGAACUCCUGGGGUCUCCUGCCUUACCGUCGGCCCGUCACCACCAUCGUUGGGGAGCCCCUGCCGAUCCCCAAGAUUGAGAACCCGAGCCAGGAGACAGUGAACAAAUACCACGCUCUGUACAUCAAGGCCCUGCGGAAGCUGUUUGAUGAACACAAGACCCAGUACGGGAUCUCAGAGACCCAGGAGCUGGAGAUCAUCUGAAAGCUGCCCAGCAGCCAGCUCCCCGUUUCAGAAAUGGGAGAGGACGUGCAUGGAGGGCAGCUGUGGGCAGAGCUGCGGGGCACUGAGACUCAGGUCCGGGCAGGCAGGGGCAGGCCACGGCAGCUCAGGACCUCCCACUGUUUUCUCUUCUUCAUGCCCAGACCUCUGAGCCUGCAGCCUUGGUCUGGCCUGGGGCCAGGCUAGGCAGGGGCUGACAGGGAACUCAGGGCCUCUUGCAUGGGGAUGGCAAAUAAAAAGACCCACUGAAAUGCA
Messenger RNA from Monodelphis domestica (gray short-tailed opossum), 3782 nucleotides. The record is from RefSeq and is a predicted model, not a curated record. Lineage: Eukaryota; Metazoa; Chordata; Mammalia; Didelphimorphia; Didelphidae.